This is a messenger RNA of Nelumbo nucifera (sacred lotus), 2488 nucleotides long. RefSeq lists its product as uncharacterized. The record is from RefSeq and is a predicted model, not a curated record. Lineage: Eukaryota; Viridiplantae; Streptophyta; Magnoliopsida; Proteales; Nelumbonaceae.
GGUUCAAGCAGUUCGUCGACUGACGUUUUGGUUUAUUGUUGUUUCUCGCUUUCUCCGUUUUUUUUUUGCGUUAAGAACCACUCGCUAGAUGUGGGUUUCCGUAAAAGCUUUUCUGCGUCGACGGAUGUGGGUUUCCGUAAAAGCUUUCAGAUUUUAGGCAGGGCUUGCGUGUUCUCCAAUGGCAGAGCUCGAAUCCUGCGCUAACUUAGUUAAUACUUCUGCAUUUUGUGCUAGAAGUCGAGGGUGCUCUCUAGAAUUUUCUGUUCCUUCUGCUCCAUUGAGAUGUGAAGAACUGGGAAUUAAACCAGAGGAUGCUAGUGUCGCAGAUAUUUUGGCCGAGUUGCAGAGGGAGCGUCAGAAAAAUGCAGAACUUAUGGAGAGGAUAUCCUUAUUGGAAGCUCAAAUACAGGAGAAGAAUAAGGCAUCGCUACUCACAGAUGGACAAGAUGGUUGCCAUGGUGCAGCAGAGAGAAGUUUUAAGAAACUCAGGAGACAACUGAUAGAACAUGACAAAGUUGAAGAUGCAGAGAUUGCAGGAAGUCCUUUGACUGCACAAAUAAAGCAUGAUGUUCCAUGCAGGGCCAUUGAGGACAAAAAUGAACAGGAACACCUUGUAAAUUGGAUGAGCAUGGAUGAGACACAGUUUCUUAAUACUGAAAAAUAUAAAGAUGUUGACUAUGCUGCAGAUCAUGAAGAUACCGAUGACAGUGAUGAUGAGGAUGAUGAGUGCUAUGAUGAGGAUGAUAUUGAUAUUGAUGAUAAGAAUAUGCAUAAUGAUGGCAAUUCACUAGCUACAGGCAUAUUGAAAAGGCAUCUCCAUGAAAGUACUGAUGGGGAAAAACAAAUAUCAUGCUCAGGAAGGACCCCCUGUGUUCAGAGCCAACCGACAGAUCCAAAUUCUAGCCAAGAGAUAAAUGGCGAUCAAAACAAAGGCUGUUUAUUAACCGAUACAGAAAUCAUUAAUAACAAGAAGGAAAAUAGAAGGCAUUACAGGAAAGAAAAUAAAAAGAUUGGAGGUUAUAAGACAUCAUCAGAAAUCCAUAGCUCUGGGCAUGAGACUGGGCAAAAAGGAUUUGGAAGCAGUCCAUUGCACAAAAAGCCCCCAAAGGUAGCCUUUUGUCCGAAAGAAGUCAAGAGAAUAAUCGAGUCAGAUGUACUUUUGUUGAAAAACGCUCAAUCCCACACCAUUCGGAAGAUUGUUGUUUUUGCAUCUCUUGGCAUAAGGCAUGGGUGUGAAGAUAUGUAUGAACUAGAUUUCAAUCAUUUUAGCAUACUGAGGAAAGGAGAGCCAUAUGUUUCUCCCAAAAAUCCCGGGGAACAUGUUUUAUAUGAGCAUCGUGGUGUCCAAAGGAAGGUCUUCUAUCCAAAUCGACAUAAUCCUACACUCUGUCCUGUUAAAAUACUUGAGGAGGAGAAGGCUAUGAGACCAUCUGAUCCAAGCUGCCCAUCUUGCUUGUUUCUUUGCAUUAAAUAUGGAGGGAGGACAAGAAAUCUACCCCAAAAUGAAUAUGUGAGACAGCGGAUGGGAAGGAACAAGCUAAAAUCAUUUGGACCCCUUAUGUGUCAGAUGGCAAUGCUAGUCAAUAUUCGCAAUGGUAGCUUCUUCUUCAAGGCCUUAGGUAUUACACUUCUGUUCAUGGCUGGUUUCCCUGAUGACCUUGUUCAGAGGGAGACCAAGUACCGGAACCUGGACCUGCUUCAAAAAUAUUAUAGGACAGAUGAGGAUGCUGAAGGGGAAGUUUUGUUCCAUCCAUAUCCAGUGCUUUAUGACACGCAGGCUGGUCUAAAUCCACAACGGUUACCUGGGAAAGCAAUUUCAAAUAAAUCAAGUGGCAAGAAGCAAACAGUGUUCACAAGCAAGCCACCAAAUUUAACAAGAUCCUCAAUCCUACCAUCUGUUCCUUCAAGUCCUGUACCUCCUACACAGUUUGGGCUUAUGGGAUAUACCUCUAUCCAUGGUCAAGCAAUGGCAGCAUUCCAGUCUCUUCCAUCUCAUACUCUAACAGAAACUCCACCUAUCUCAAACUCUGCCACAGCCGCUUCUAACAUAAAUAUGCCCUACCCUACAGGGCAGACUCCAACUACAUAUCCCAUGUUUGCACCACACCCAGGCAACACCUUUGUGCCAAUAGCAUAUUGGCCUCAUACAAACGCAUUCCCUUCAUGUCCUUACCCAGCUUCAUAUGGUUGCCGAUCUUUUGCUCCAUCAACAAAUUACAUUUCCCUUCAUCCACAUCCUUACUAUGGACAUCCUUCCUGUGGUCCUCUUGUGCCUAAAGUGGUUGAAGGAACUGGGAAGAAAGAUGCAGCCCUGGAGGAAGCUGACAGUGAUUCUGACAGCAGCUCAGUUGGUACAGAACCAAAAAGGGACUUGGCAAAUUGUAAGUAAUGAACAACCCUGUCUUAUAUGAUCUGUUGUGUAGAACAUUAUGUAUUUAUGGCAAUGAAUUGCUUCUUAAGGAGGCAGCUACAAAUUAGCAUCUUUCUG